This is a messenger RNA of Penicilliopsis zonata CBS 506.65, 1476 nucleotides long. RefSeq lists its product as hypothetical. Lineage: Eukaryota; Fungi; Ascomycota; Eurotiomycetes; Eurotiales; Aspergillaceae. The record is from RefSeq and is a predicted model, not a curated record. The transcript has a single exon. The coding region runs from base 285 to 1304 and encodes 339 amino acids.
AUAGGGCCAAUCAGUGAUCCGCGAAGACCGAAAAUACAAUCUCAGCCACGGAUCUGGCACGUCAUCCCCUUACGACUCACGCAUCCCUUAGGGCUAUGGCCAAUAGUCGCUAAUGUUGUUGCCAUGGGGGGGGGGUUGGUUCUUUAAGUGUGCGGUGCAGGGCACUUCGAGAUGGGUUUUUCUCCCGCUUCAGUUUUGCGACAGUUUGGCGACUGCUUCUUCUGUUUUUUUCUUCCGGCAAAAACACUAUUUGCCGUAUUCUUGUACCUUGAUUGAUCGUGAAGAUGCGGGCAUCUCUUCUUGUGGUGCUUGGCGCCCUGUGUGCAGUCGGAUCCGCUCGCCCUCAUCGAACGGCAGACGCUGUGCAGCCAAUCAUCACCGCAGUUCAGCAUGAAGGGCAUGCUGCCUGGGUAGGAGGGCAGCGCAAAAGAGAUUUAGAGGCGCGCGCGACAACAGAUUCGACGACUUCCGAGACCACAACGACUACAGCCGACACUACAACGUCAGAGACAUCCACCACGACCACAAGUUCAACCACUUCCUCUUCGACGACGACGUCGAGCAGUUCUACAUCUACCACCACUACUGCAACGACGGCCACGUCGACGGCCACUACAGCGUCCAGCACCACGGCCACGGCUAGCUCUACCGCUAGCUCGUCGGCGACCACAACAGCGACGGCGACAACCUCGGCGACCACAACCACCAGCACCGCCUCGACAACCAGCUCGACUGCGUCGGCGACUGCCAGCACCAGCCCUGCCAGAGCGGCAUACAACCGCCGCGGCGAGAUCGCCGCCAUCUGUGUCUUUGGAAGCCUCGGUGUCAUCUUUAUUGCCUCGAGCCUCACGUACUGCCUGCGAAAGAGGGCCCGUGAACGCCGCUGGGCUGCCGAGGCCGAGAAGCUGCAGAAGGACGGAUCCACCUAUUCCGUCGUCCCUCUGGUCGACGCACAAGGCAAGUCCCCCAGUGCCGCCACCAGCGACACCAAACUCGACCGCUACUCAAUGAUGUUCGCCGAUCGCCCGCGUUCCGCCGACGUCGCCGUGCACCUCGAGCCGCUCCGUCCGCUCAACCAACCUGGCUCGAAUCCCAACCGCCUCUCGGGCUAUUCGAACUUCUCCUCUGCCUCGCCCAAUCCUGGUCGCGAGACUCCCUCCAGCUAUGCCAUGGCGGCGAGCACUCAGAGCGACGAUGGCCGAGCACCGUACACUACGGCGCCGUCACCUCUUCCGGCUCCAUACCAACACCCACAACCACAAUCACAGCAAUCCAAUGAUGUGUCUGAGUACCGUGGUUUUUAGGGGGGGGGGAACGCUUGUCCUGUUAGAUAUCCAUUCUCUAUUUUUUCUUUUUUCACUGCUACAUGUAUUGUCCAUACCAUUCUUUCGAAUUUUUGCUCCUUUUUUUUUUCUUUUGUAUUCAGCGACGGGGCAGGGGGGGCAUUCAUAGAACGAAUAUGAUGAUAUCAUCAAG